AUGGGAAUCUUAGGCCUUUCGAAGCUGCUCUACGACCGGUCGCCCACAGCCGUUCGUGAGCAUGAGCUAAAGAACUACUUUGGCCGUCGCAUUGCUAUUGAUGCCUCCAUGACGAUAUACCAAUUCCUGAUCGCGAUGAAGGGCUUUCAGGAUGGGCAAGGGGUGGAGCUGACGAAUGAGGCGGGGGAGGUCACCUCACACUUGAACGGCCUUUUUGCCCGCACGCUGCGAAUGGUGGACGAGGGCCUGAGGCCCAUCUAUGUUUUUGACGGUAAACCGCCCACGCUGAAGGCGUCAGAACUCCAGGAGCGGAAACAGAGGGCCGAGGAGGCGCAGAAGUUGUUUGAGGCGGCCAAGGAGGAAGGGAAUGAUGAAUUGAUGGAGAAGAUGAGCAAGCGAACGGUGCGGGUGUCAAAGGAGCAGAUGGAGGAGGCGAAGAAACUACUGCACCUUAUGGGCAUUCCCGUUGUUCAGGCGCCAUCGGAGGCCGAGGCUCAGUGUGCGGAACUGGUGAAAAAGAAAAAGGCUUGGGCCGUUGCGACGGAGGACAUGGACGCCCUUACGUUUGGGGCACCAGUGAUGCUUCGGCACUUAACAUACAGCGAGGCAAAGAAGCGGCCCAUCGCGGAGUUUCACUUGGAUGAAGUGUUGAGCAUGACCGGGUUGACCAUGCCACAGUUUAUUGACCUCUGCAUUUUACUGGGUUGCGAUUAUGUGCCCAAGAUUCCGGGCAUAGGCCCACAGAAGGCGUGGGAGGGCAUCAAGAAGCACGGCGACAUUGAAACACUUCUGCAGUCGCUCGACACCGCACGGCACAAGGUCCCCGAUGGAUUUCACUACGAGGAGGCGCGACAGUUCUUCCUUGCGCCUGAGGUCAUUCCCGGGGAGGAAAUCGAGAUUCAGUUUUGUGAGCCAGACGAGGAGGGGCUCAUAAAGUUUCUGGUGGAGGAAAAACUGUUCAAUAGAGACCGGGUGGUGAAGGGAAUUCAGCGGCUCCGCAGUGCACUGACGCGAAAGACACAAGGCCGCUUGGACCAGUUCUUCACAAUCAAGAAGCCGGCGCCGAAGCCCGGCACAGGUGGCGCAACAGCCGGUGUGAAGCGGGGACGUGGCGCCAUUGCGUUAUCGGGGACGCUGCAGCAGAAAGGGAGCGGUGGGCAUAAAAAAAUGGUAAAGAAGUAA
Molecule: messenger RNA, 1182 nt
Organism: Trypanosoma rangeli
Lineage: Eukaryota; Euglenozoa; Kinetoplastea; Trypanosomatida; Trypanosomatidae
Product: flap endonuclease-1 (FEN-1)
Exons: 1
Coding region: 1-1182 (393 amino acids)
Molecular function (GO): 5'-3' exonuclease activity; DNA binding; 5'-flap endonuclease activity
Source: RefSeq, a predicted model, not a curated record